AUGGCCAAAGCUCGGGGGCAUCAUGUUGUCUACUCUGCCCCCGGGUUUUCUGAGCUGCAGCCUAUCGAGAUGGUGUGGAUGUACGAGAUCGCCUAG
Messenger RNA from Aphanomyces invadans, 96 nucleotides. RefSeq lists its product as hypothetical. NCBI's taxonomy places the organism in Eukaryota, Oomycota, Saprolegniomycetes, Saprolegniales, Verrucalvaceae. Bases 1 to 96 code for a protein of 31 amino acids. The transcript has 2 exons. The record is from RefSeq and is a predicted model, not a curated record.